AUGGAUCCACAGGGUGACAAGGGCCCACCACCGGCUCUAACUUUUCAAGAGGCGGUGCUGUGGGCCCGGCGUUUCCGGGAGAGGAUGUUCACGAGUUAUCGUGAUGUCUUCGACAAGUUUGACGACGACGGAAACGACAGCAUCGAUCUUCGGGAGAUCAAGAAUGUCAUCCGCGAGUUAGGCUUCACGAUCCCGCAGAAGACUGUCCACGAACUGAUUGUGGAGGCCAGAAGGCGUGGAGACAUCCUGAACAGUGACCUGGACGGGCUGGACUACGACAGCUUCGUGCAUUUCAUGCAGCUCCUCAAUGAGAAUGAUGGCUUCAACAAGCAGGAGAUUGACCGAAUUGUCAAGACCUUCAAGAAGUAUGACAAGGAUAGAAGUGGCGACAUCAACACCCUCGAACUCUCGGACAUGAUGCGGGAGAUGGGCCAGGCCCCAUGCAUCGAGGAGGUUCGCACACUGCUGUCCGCCGUGGACAUCAACGGUAACGGAGUCCUAGACGAGCGAGAGUUUAUUCGAUUCUCCCGGCUCUUCCGGGAAAAGCAGCUGGCGCGAGCCAAGAUGGUGUUUAUGAAUCACGCAGACCGGCAGCUUUCUCCCGAGAUGAUUCCUGCAAGCCAGGUGGAUUUGGCCAUCCACGUACUGCUGGCAGACGAAGCCGUCGAGGUGGCACCCCUGCCACCAGAGGAAGGGCUGUCGAAGGAUCAGCCGAUCGAGUUCGACGAGUUUGUCGAGCUUGCGGAUCGAAUGCGCGAGAGACUCAUCUGGACUUCGAAGAAGUUCGCCGGAUUUGGGGAAGCAGAGGUGAAUGAAAUCCGACAAAUCUUCGACAGCUUCGACACAAAGCGAGCUGGCAGCCUGAAGCCCAACGAGGCAUCGGAGCUACUGAAGUCGCUGGGAAUCGAAGUUCGAAGUGUGGAGGAGCGCAUCGCACUGUCAGAACAGAUCGGCACAGCGUGCCAGGAAGCGCAGGAGGCAGGUGCCGAGGCCGUGGUGGACGGCCAGGUCAACUUCUGGGUCUUCUUGCAGCUCUUCCGGGCCAUGAAGCGGAAGCAGGAUGAGGAGAAGGAAAGGCGGCUGAUGUCAGUCUGCGAGGAGGUGAAAUUCAACUCGCAGGAAGUCAACCAGUUCCAGGAAGUCUUCGAGCAGUGCUGGUCCUCCCUCUACACGGACGGAGUGACUUCAGACACGAAGCAGAUACCAAGGACAGCCGUGUACAAGCUCUUCAGAAACAUGGGCAUGCGCCUCGAAGGACGAAACCGACAAGCCUUGGACGAUCAGCUCAAUGCCUUGCAAGCACAGAAGGGGAUAGACUUUCCGAACUUUCUGCUGCUCAUGCGGUGGAUGCUGGACGUCGACUUCUGCAGCAUCUCAUCAUCGAAGCAGCCGGGAACGUGA
Symbiodinium necroappetens is the source of this 1401-nucleotide messenger RNA. The record is from the annotation of a GenBank genome assembly. Lineage: Eukaryota; Dinophyceae; Suessiales; Symbiodiniaceae.